GGGCAAUCGGGGGCUGGGGUCUGGGUGCACUGCCAGCCCCAUUCUUCCCAGGCCCCACCAUUGGAUUGCAGGAGCUGCCCUGGCCUGGCUCACCUAAUAUGGAGGGGGGGGCUGAGAAUGCCCCUUGUGAACACUUUGAGGCCAAUGUGCUUGCCCAGAGCUGCUGUCAAAACUGCUUCCACCCUGAGGAGGCCCACCAAGCAAGGCACCAGGAAAACAACCCUGAGAGAUUCCUUUCUACCUGUCUUGAUACCUGUGGUAACAGCUCGCCUACCCCCAGGUUCAGGGAACAGAUGCCUGAGAGUUCGGAGCCCCGGAGCCCUCCAAGUGCGGAGGUACCCUACUGCGACCUGCCCCGCCGCCCGCCUGCCUCUGCGGACCCGCACAGUGCUUCGACCUCUGGGUGCCAGUCUGUGGUGGGCCUGGGCCUUGGGCCAGGGUCCGAGAGGGGCCCAUCGGCAGGGCUCCCUGCAGAGGGCCCCACAGUCACCCCCGGGAGCAGGAGCCGGGACCCCGAGGCAGUGCCCCAUCUGGAGGGCCUGGCCUCCUCCCUGUGCGGCAGCUCCGACGAGGGUCCUGACUCUGACACCAGCUCCAGCCCUGACUCCAACACCCCUGAUGACACCAGCAACUCGUCCUCUGUGGACUGGGACAUCUUCAAAAGGCAGCAGGAGGCCCCCAGCUGGGACGAGUUCACCGUGAUGAUCCCUCGGAAGUUGCAGGAGGGGUCAAGAGCUGACAGUGCCCAACGGGCCUCGUCUGUCCUCAGCCGGUCACCUGUGGGAGGAGAGACUGGGAGCCAGAGAAAGGAGGAUACCGGUGGUGGGAGCCGAAGUGCCGGGCAGCACUGGGCCAAACUCCGGGGAGAAAGUGGGCACUUCUUGGAGAGACACCGGUCAGCGCUAUCCCAGGCUUCCUCUGCGACACCCCAGAGCGGACCGCGAAGUACAGCCCCCCGAGCUUCCUCGCUGCAUCGUGCUGCCCAAAGGGAUGCUGUCCAGACUGCUUCCUCACAGCCUGACACCCCCCAAGCUCCCUCCCCCUACCAGACGGCCCAACAGGACAGCUCCAGAACCUCGUCCACCCAACAGGACCCCUCCAGGACCUCUUCCACACAGCGGAACUCCCCCAGAGCAUCCUCUCCCUCAAGAGUCGCCCAACGGGACACCCUCAGAACCUUGUCCACACAGCGAAUCAAUCCUCGAGUUUCCUCUUCCCCCAGAGCCGCCCAACAGGACCCCUCCAGAACCUCUUCUACACAACAGGACAAACCUAGAGCCUCCUCUCCCAACCGAACCACCCAGCCAGAAAACUCCAGAACAUCCUGUGCCCAGCGGGACAACCCCAGAGCUCCCUCUCCUAACAGAACCACCCAGCGAGAAAACUCCAGAACAUCCUGUGCCCAGCAGGACAACCCUAGAACCUCCUCUCUCAACCGAACCAUCCAUCGAGAAAACUCCAGAACAUCCUGUGCCCAGCAGGACAACCCUAGAACCUCCUCUCUCAACCGAACCACCCAGCGAGAAAAUUCCAGAACAUCCUGUGCCCAGCGGGACAACCCCAGAACCUCCUCUCCCAAUCGAACCACCCAGCGGGAGAACUCCAGAGCUCCCUCUCCUAACAGAACCACCCAGCGAGAAAAUUCCAGAACAUCCUGUGCCCAGCGGGACAACCCUAGAACCUCCUCUCCCAAUCGAACCACCCAGCGAGAAAAUUCCAGAACAUCCUGUGCCCAGCGGGACAACCCUAGAACCUCCUCUCUCAACCGAACCAUCCAUCGAGAAAACUCCAGAACAUCCUGUGCCCAGCGGAACAACCCCAGAGGCUCCUCUCCCAACCGAACCGCCCAGAGGGAGAACUCCAGAGCUUCUUGUGUUCAGCAGAACACCCCCAGAACCUCCUCUACCCAACGGGACAACCCACAGUCUUCUUCCUUUCGGCGGGACAACCCCGGAAGCCCCUCCCCUCAGUGUUGCACCCCACAGAACAAUCCUGGACCAUCACCUUCCCAUCGCUCCAGUCAACGGAACAAUCCCAGGAAUUCUUCCCCCCAUCGUACUAACAAAGACAUUCCCUGGGCCUCCUUUCCCCUCCGGCCCACCCAGAGUGAUGGCCCUCGAACUUCUUCCCCAUCUCGCUCCAAGCAAAGUGAGGUUCCCUGGGCAUCCAUUGCCCUUCGGCCAACCCAAGGUGACAGGCCUCAGACCACAUCACCCUCUAGACCAGCUCAGCGCGACUCACCCCAGUCUUCCUCCAGCCCCGCCCAGCACGGUUCACCAACCCGGGCCACUUCCUCUUCCCACAACCCGGGCCACCACCGGACCUCCUCGCCACUGCGCCUCACCACCCGUGGGGCAUCCCAGACCUCCUUUGAGUCCUCCCAGCCUCCAUGUGCUGUGUGCAUCGGGCACCGGGAUGCCCCCCGAGCCUCUUCGCCUCCUCGAUUUUUGCAACAUGACCCAUUCCCCUUCUUCCCAGACCCCCAUGCUUCUGACGGCGAAUCAACCCACCACGAACCCCCUUACAUCCCCCCGGCAGUGUGCAUUGGACACCGGGAUGCCCCUCGGGCCUCCUCACCUCCUCGCCACACCCAGUUUGACCCCUUCCCCUUCCUCCCAGACACAUUAGAUGCUGAGAACCAGUCCCCCCAGCAUGACCCUCCUCAGUUCCCCCCACCUGUGUGCAUUGGGUACCGAGAUGCACCCCGGGCCUCCUCCCCACCGCGCCAGGCCCCCGAGCCCUCCCUCUUGUUCCAGGAUUUCCCCCGGGCCAGCACCGAGAGCCUCGUCCCCUCCACAGACUCUCUGCAUGAGCCCCCCCACUUCCCUACCCCUGUGUGCAUUGGACACCGAGAUGCACCCUCCUUCUCCUCCCCACCACGCCAGGCCCCCGAGCCCUCCCUCUUCUUUCAGGAUCCCCCUGGGACUAGUAUGGAGAGCCUGGCCCCCUCCACUGACUCUCUGCAUGGCUCCCCAGUGCUGCCCCCCCAGGUUUGCAUCGGGCACCGGGACGCACCACGAGCCUCCUCCCCACCCCGACACCCGCCCAGUGACUUAGCGCUCCUGGCACCCUCACCUCCGCCAGGCAGCUCAGGGGGCUCCCGGGGCUCAGCACCCCCUGGGGAGACCAGGCACAACUUGGAGAGGGAGGAGUACACCGUGCUGGCCGACCUGCCCCCACCCAGGAGGCUGGCGCAGAGGGAGCCAGGGCCCCAGUGCAGCAACGGGGGCCGAACCCGCAGCCCUGGCCGCGCAGAGGUGGAGCGCCUAUUCGGGCAAGAGCGCAGGAAGUCCGAGGCACCGGGGGCCUUCCAGGCCCGGGACGAGGGGCGGUCACAGCGGCCCGGCCAAGGUCAGAGCCAGCUUCUCCGAAGACAGUCCAGCCCUGCCCUCAGCAGGGAGGUAACCACACCCCACUCGAAGCAGGCAGAACCAGCCCAGAGGAGCCGAGCAGAGCCUCCUCCUCCCAGGAGCCCCCAGAGGCGACCUGAGGGGGACCGGCGGCUCCAGGGGUCCUCGCCGCCCCCAAGGACAUCAGCCAGGACCUCUGAGAGGCAGCCGCGAACAGAGAAACGUCUGGAGAGUGGCUGGUCGGGCCCGAGACAGCCUCUGAGUGGGUGGCAGAGUCCAGAGGAGCUGCCAGGAUCUCGGUGCCAGCACAGACACCCGGAGAGAGGCUGGAGCAGCCAGGAGGAGGGCCCAGGCCUGGGGGGCUGGCAGGAACUUGGGGAGCCCAGCCAGGGGGCUGCUGGAGGUCCGGAGAGAACAUGGAGGGGCCCACUCAGGGAGUCUGAAGAGAGCUGGGGGCAGCCGGGUGGCCCCCCGUGCCACAGGGGGCAGUCAGAGGCCUGGGAGGAGCCCCCCAGUAAUGGGCUGCAGAAGGACCCCGACAGGCCAGCUCGGAGGGGCUGGGGCAGCCUGCAGCAGCUGUUCAGUCCUCCUCACCAGCCUGUGAGCCUCCCAGAGAAUUCCGGGGAAGGCACAGCAGAGUUCUCGGCUUCCUGGAGGCCCGAGGCAGCCCCUGCUGUGGGCCGGGGAACCGAGCAAGUCUGCGCACACCUGCACGGCCCCGAGAGGCGACUCGAGCUUGACUGGAGGGGCUUGAUGAGCCUUCUUGGGUUACCCAGAGAGGGGGCCUGGGCCCACACAGAGGAGCCAAUGCUUGCUUCCCGUCUUCCAAGGCUGGAUUUGGAAGGCCUUCUUGAGCUCCUGCAGGCCCAGCUGCCCCAAAAGGACCCAGCUGGACACUGGGGUGGCCCAGCCACAGCUUCAGGGGCAGAGCUGGGUUCCCCAGGCACAAAGGAUGCCCUUGAACGAGAGAGACACAGCCAACCUGAAGGCACGGUGGGAGCCACCCUAGUCAAUGGACACAGCCCCGGGCAAUGGCCCCAGAGCUCAGCCCAGCCACCCAGCCCUGCCUGCAUCUCCACCCAGUGGCCAAAGACCAAAGUGACAAGUGGACCAGAGACCUCAACAAUGGCUGGUCUGGAGGAGCCGGGCCAUCUGGGGAGUAGGAUUCUUGCAGAGGGCCCCAGCUCAUCAGAGUGGGAGUUCCAACCAGAGGAGCCUGAGGAGUCAGCAUCAAGAGGAGGCCAAGACUCGCUGACCGACCAGAGACGGGCAGACUCGGCAGACAAGAGGCCAGCGGAGGGCGAGGCUGGGCGCCCACUCAAGGGCCGACUGGUGACCUCAUGGCGGAUGCCCGGGGACCGGCCCACGCUGUUCAAUCCGUUCCUGCUGUCCCUGGGGGUCCUCAGUUGGCGAAGGCCUGAUCUGCUCAACUUCAAGAAGGGAUGGAUGUCGAUCUUGGACGAGCCUGGAGAGUGGAAGAAGCAUUGGUUUGUGCUGACCGAUUCAAGCCUCAAGUACUACAGGGACUCCACCGCUGAGGAGGCCGAUGAGCUGGAUGGCGAGAUUGACCUGCGCUCCUGCACCGACGUCACCGAGUACGCAGUGCAGCGCAACUAUGGCUUCCAGAUUCAUACUAAGGAUGCUGUCUACACCUUGUCGGCCAUGACCUCGGGUAUCCGGAGGAACUGGAUCGAAGCUCUGAGGAAGACCGUGCGUCCCACCUCAGCCCCAGAUGUCACCAAGCUCUCAGACUGCAACAAGGAGAACACGCUGCACAGCUGCGGCCCCCAGAAGGGCCCCUCGAAGGCGGGGGAGCAGCGCGCGGGCUCCCAGGUCAUCAGCCGUGGCGGCCCUCGGAAGGCAGAUGGACAGCGGCCAUCCCUGGACUACGUGGAGCUCUCCCCGCUGACUCAGGGCUCCCCGCAGCGGGCCCGCACCCCGGCUCGCACUCUUGAGCGCCCCGCCAAGCAGGAGGAGCUGGAGCGGGACCUGGCCCAGCGCUCUGAGGAGCGACGCAGGUGGUUCGAGGCCGUGGACAGCAGGACUGCAGAGACAACGGCUGGCGAGGGGCCCCGCCGGGGCCUGGGGGCCCCCCUGACCGAGGACCAGCAGAGUCGGCUCAGUGAGGAGAUCGAGAAAAAGUGGCAGGAGCUGGAGAAGCUGCCCCUGCGGGAGAACAAGCGGGUGCCUCUCACCGCCCUGCUUAACCAGAGCCGCGGGGAGCGCCGGGGUCCCCCAAGUGACAGCCAUGAGGCACUGGAGAAGGAGGUCCAGUCUCUUCGUGCUCAGCUGGAGGCGUGGCGCCUCCAAGGGGAGGCUCCUGCGAGUGCACCCAGGCCUCAGGAGGAUGGCCACGUCCCCCCAGGCUACAUCUCACAGGAGGCGUGGGAGCGCAGCUUGGCAGAGAUGGAGUCCUCGCACCAGCAGGUGAUGGAGGAGCUGCAGCGGCACCAUGAGCGGGAGCUGCAGAGGCUGCAGCAGGAGAAGGAGUGGCUCCUGGCCGAGGAGACGGCCGCCACAGCCUCAGCCAUCGAAGCCAUGAAGAAGGCCUACCAGGAGGAGCUGAGCCGAGAGCUGAGCAAGACACGGAGUCUCCAGCAGGGCCCAGACGGCCUCCGGAAGCAGCAUCAGUCCGACAUGGAGGCGCUGAAGCGGGAGCUGCAGGUGCUGUCGGAGCAGUACUCGCAGAAGUGCCUGGAGAUCGGCACCCUGACCCGGCAGGCCGAGGAGCGCGAGCACACGCUGCGGUGCUGCCAGCAGGAGGGCCAGGAGCUGCUGCGCCACAACCAGGAGCUGCAUGCCCGCCUGUCCGAGGAGAUCGAUCGGCUGCGCGGCUUCAUCGCCUCACAGGGCACGGGCAGUGGCUGUGGACGCAGCGAGCGGAGCUCCUGUGAGCUGGAGGUCCUGCUGCGCGUGAAGGAGAAUGAACUUCAGUACCUGAAGAAGGAGGUGCAGUGCCUCCGGGACGAGCUCCAGAUGCUGCAGAAGGACAAGCGCUUCACCUCAGGAAAGUACCAGGACGUUUACGUGGAGCUGAACCACAUCAAGACGCGCUCGGAGCGGGAGAUCGAGCAGCUGAAGGAACAUCUGCGCCUUGCCAUGGCGGCCCUGCAGGAGAAGGAGGCCGUGCGCAACAGCGUGGCCGAGUAGAGGUCCUUGUGGUCCCACCAGCUGCAGACCCCCGGCCCAAGGGGACCAGGUGCCCUCCUUCCCUGCUGGAUGGAAGUCAGAAGCCAAGCUUUCUCCCCACCCUCUGUGGGCCACACGUGCACUCACAACUAUCACACACAGGCACACACCACACAUGCACACCCACCACCCAGGCACCGCACAAGCAUACACCACACGCACAGGCAUGCACUCCACGCACCGACAUGCACAUAGGCACCACACGGGCACACACCACACAGGCAUGCACUGCACACAGGCGUGCACACAGGCACACAGGCACACACACAGGCACAGCAAGGCACACACCACAUGCACAGCCACACCGGCAUGCACACACCACACACACAGAUGCACGCACACACUCUGCGUAUCUGAGCGUGCCCCUCGCACUGGGUCUUACCUUGCACCUUCUUCAGGAUUUUAUAUGUGAAGAGAUUUUUAUAUAUAGACUUUUUUCUUUUUUUUCCCCCCAAAACACUUUGUACUUAAAAAAAAACAAUUCCUGGUGGCCGUGUGCCUCCCACACUGGCUCUCCUCUGUCCGCAGCCUCUUGCUGGGGCUCUGGGCCUGUGGCCCCAUCCUGGGGCCUGGCUGUGGCAAUGGCCAGGUUUGACUCUGGUGGGACAGGCAAGAAGCCAGCCACCCUCCUCCUACCCUACCUCCCACUAAUUACUCCCUGCCUGGGGGGGGGCCCCACACUCUGGGGCGAUGGACAGAUGGACAGAGGGAGCCGGCCUCUGUCUCCACGGCCCCACCUCCCCCCCCCCCCCCCGCAGGGUGCUGGGCAUGGAGCUGCUCCGUGAAGGCGUCUCUUUCCUGCCCAUCAGCCCUCUUAACUUAAUAAAAUGUUCCUGCA
Molecule: messenger RNA, 7377 nt
Organism: Artibeus jamaicensis (Jamaican fruit-eating bat)
Lineage: Eukaryota; Metazoa; Chordata; Mammalia; Chiroptera; Phyllostomidae
Gene: TRIOBP
Product: TRIO and F-actin binding protein
Exons: 23
Coding region: 99-6500 (2133 amino acids)
Biological process (GO): actin filament organization; positive regulation of substrate adhesion-dependent cell spreading
Cellular component (GO): actin cytoskeleton
Molecular function (GO): actin filament binding
Source: RefSeq, a predicted model, not a curated record